Molecule: messenger RNA, 2115 nt
Organism: Contarinia nasturtii (swede midge)
Lineage: Eukaryota; Metazoa; Arthropoda; Insecta; Diptera; Cecidomyiidae
Product: peroxidasin homolog
Exons: 7
Coding region: 497-1975 (492 amino acids)
Cellular component (GO): voltage-gated potassium channel complex
Molecular function (GO): potassium channel activator activity; voltage-gated potassium channel activity; transmembrane transporter binding
Source: RefSeq, a predicted model, not a curated record
CAAUGUGUAUUUGAAAAUCAAUGCGUGAACGAUUCAAAACCGGCCAUUCCUUUUGUUGUUGUUGUUACUGUGUGUCGUUAAAUGAUACAGAUUUAUCAUUAACGACAAUAAUGAAAUGAACAAAAUCGCACGUUUAAAUCAUUUUCGCACAAAUCAAUGUGAACAGCCAGUGAAUAAUAGUCAAAUAAAAACUUAUACAUAAAUUAUCAAAUAAUAAAAACAUUGUAGUAGCCUCGAAUAUUGUGUGUGAGAGAGAGUUGUGAUAGAUAUAUACAUAAAAUUCAAAAUCGACAAUUAUGUGUGCAUGUGUUUAAAGUCCGGCUAAUGUACAAAGGUGAAAUUCGACAAUAAGGCGAUAAGAUCGAAAUCGAAACCGAUCACCCGAUUCCUAGCCACUGCUUGCAGCAACGACUUCGUUCAAUGCAUGCUGUCAUCGACCAAUCAAUUGGGUAUUUAGUAUAUUUGUUCCAUAAAUUUAAUCAUCGCACAUAUUAACAUGAAUAGGCGUUGUAUAUUAAUCAUCUUGUUGCUGUGUGUACUCAAAAUAAGUUGUCAAAGCGAUGAACAGACGGACGACGAUUACUAUGCAGAUGAAAUUGAAGGCAGUGGAGAUACUUCGAUGACAAAUAGAUUAGACACAUCUUCAUCAUUAUCAACACCAUCAUCAAUACCUCCUAGCUUGAGUGAAAUAUCGUCGGCUGAGCCGAAUCCAAUUCAAAUAACCGAAUCUAUAACAGAAUUUACCACCGUUUCGACCAUUGUCACAACACCAGUACAAACAACAUAUGAAACAAGCACAACACAAGAACCAAUUGAAUCGGCAUGCCCAAAAAGUUGCAAAUGUUCAGAUACAUUUGGUAUUGUGGAUUGUUCCCAACAAAAUUUAGUAGAAGUACCAAAAAAUCUCCCAAACAAUACCAAUCAACUCAAUUUAAGUCAUAAUUUAUUAACAACGCUUAAUGUCAGUGAUCUGAUCAAUUGCCGUCAACUACAACGAUUAGAUUUGAAUAACAAUCAAAUUGAAACAAUCAUCAAUACUGAAGAUUUUGCAAAGUUACCAGGCUUACAUUAUCUCGAUUUAUCAUCAAACGCUCUGAAGCCAUUGCAGGGCAAUGAAUUUUCAAAGGCCAAUAAAUUGGCCACCUUAAAUUUAAAGGACAACCAACAUGUGAUUGCACCGAAUGUACCGAUUAUUCAAAAAUUGAAAACGUUGAAUUUGGCCAACUGUAGCAUAACACAAUUAUCAGAGAAUAUUUUCCAAAACUUAUCAUCUUUGGUGGUUUUGGAUUUGGAUAACAAUCCAUUCGAUACGUUUUUGAAUGUUAAAGCAUUUAAAUAUCUUGUCAAUUUGCGUGUUUUAAAUUUUGCAACACUGCCACGAGAUGUAUUUCCCGAGUUGUGUAAACAACUAGACAGUAUUGAUAUCGUACAUUUGACAUCGGAACCAUAUGAUGUCAGUUGUUUACUGCUUUUGACCGGAUCAGAAUUCGAUGAAAGUAUCAUAAAAUAUGGCCAGUCGACACUUUCUUCAACCGAUACUGAUGAAUUGCAUGAUGAACGAGAGAAAAUACCACCGAAGCCGAACCAACAAAAGCCGACAACACAAAAACCAAUAUCAUCGACGAAAAAUGUGACAAAUAAUUUAGCUGUUAUUGAUCCAGUGGGCCCAUUAUCCGGACAACAGAUGAGUAUCAUUUCACAAAAUGAAACCAGAACUGAAAAGACUAUAAAUAGCACUGAAUCAACGAUAAAAAGUGAAGAUGCUACACAAGCCAAAGUCGAUGUACCACAGCACAUUAUCUAUAUGCUUUUAAUCGGUCUUAUUGCGGUUACAGUAGUUGCACUGUUGAUUGGCGUCUGUUGUCGUCUCGACUGUUGUGGCAUUAAGACGAAAUGUUGCCGACGGCAACAUAAUCGAGCUGAAACUGAAGAUCGAGUACAACCUCAUGAAGAAAUUCCAUUGAACAAAGUUUAAAACUUAUUCAAUUCCAUAUUAAACACGCUAAAUUUUCUUGAACGCUUUGAAAUUCAAGACCAUAAUGACAUAUGCAUGUAAUUGGUCUCUUGAACAAUUUUUGAGCAAAUAAAUGACUCUUGUAUGUAAGAUUAAGUUAA